UACUCGACAAUGGCGGAUCAAUCUCAGAGGCCGCAGCAUGCAAGAGCCAGCAAUACCAGAUCCUUUCUACAUAAACUGCAGCUGCAUUCCCCAAAUUCAACCCAACUCGUUGGGUUCAUGACUCUUGUCAUCUCUGGCAGCAUUUUGCUUCUUCUUACUGGCCUAACAUUGACUAUUACGGUUCUUGGGCUUAUUUUCUUCACGCCUUUGAUCCUCAUUUCUAGCCCCAUAUGGGUCCCUGUUGGAACCAUCAUCUUCCUCGUCAUUGCUGGAUUUCUUUCCUUUUCGGGGUUCGGGAUUGGUGCUGCGGCGGUCAUUUCUUGGCUGUACAGGUAUUUCAGAGGGUUUCACCCGCCUGGCUCCGAUAGGGUCGAUUACGCCAGAAGCCGAAUUGCUGAUACGGCGAGCCACAUGAAGGAUUACGCCAGAGAGUACGGUGACUACUGGCACGGAAAAACAAAGGAUGCAGCUCCUGGGGCUUGAACCAAGAGUUAAUUUCAAGAACAACCUUUUGUCUUGUCUUAGUUUUUUAUUAUUAUUUUUUUUUUUUGUGUGGUUAUUGUCUCCUUUUCUUUUCCUUGUUCUCUAUAUAUAAC
Olea europaea var. sylvestris is the source of this 596-nucleotide messenger RNA. Its product is annotated as oleosin 1. NCBI's taxonomy places the organism in Eukaryota, Viridiplantae, Streptophyta, Magnoliopsida, Lamiales, Oleaceae. The coding region runs from base 10 to 483 and encodes 157 amino acids. Gene Ontology annotation, cellular component: monolayer-surrounded lipid storage body; membrane. The record is from RefSeq and is a predicted model, not a curated record. Gene Ontology annotation, biological process: lipid storage. The transcript has a single exon.